CUCUUCUCCUCGCAUAGUAUUUUCGAAGUUGUUUUUUUCUGAGUCGUCUUCUCUGAGCUAUAUAUCUCAUUCUCACUCUGUAGCCCGACCCCGAAAUAGCAGCGAUUUCACUCUCUCACAGCCUCAUACACUGAGAGUGGGACUUACCUUGAGAGAAAUCCCUGGAGUUAUCUCCCAAGGAUUCCCUAAAAAUCCGGCACCGGCAUGGCGUCGUCGAAGUUGGUCACGACGAAUACGGAUCUGCCACGCCAAUCUUCUAUAUGUUCCCUUUCUUCUAUGCUCGCUGAUCUCCAGAACAACACUAACAACACCAACACCAACAUCAAUAACACCAGCAACCACAACGACCCCAACUGCGCCGACGACCCUUCCAAGGCCUUGGGUUCUAUGAGCAUGGAUGAUCUCCUUAAGUCCAUUUACUCUUCUUCUUCGUCCGAUCCUAAUAACAAUCCCAACCCGGGUCACCUCCCGCCGGACCCCAAUUUCCACCCGGCUGCGGCUGCGGCGGAAUUGGGCAACCGGACGGCGGAGGAGGUGUGGCAGGAGAUGGUGGAGGGUGGUGAUCAGAGGCGGAUGGGUGCAGCAGGGGAGGGUUUGGAGGCCAUGACUUUGGAGGAUUUCUUGGCCAAGGCGGGGGCUGUAAGAGAGGAGGAUGUGAGGGGAGUUCCUACCGUAGUACCUGGACAUGCGAGUUUCCGCGUGGAUGCGGGGGCGGCGGCUGCCAUCAACGGUGGCGCUCAGUUCCAGAUGACGCCGCCGGUACAGGGUAAGGAGGGGCCAUCCAUGGAGGUUUUUGGAAAUGGGAUUGACGGGACAGUUGUUGGAGUUGCAGCAUCAGCGGGAAGAGGGAAGAGGAGGGUUGUGGAGGAACCCGUUGAUAAGGCUACGCUUCAGAAGCAGAGAAGGAUGAUCAAAAACAGAGAGUCUGCAGCUAGGUCCAGAGAACGCAAGCAGGCAUAUACAGUUGAACUAGAGAAUAUGGUAACACAACUCGAGGCAGCGAAUGCACAACUGUUGAGGGAAAUGGCUGAAAAGAAGAAGCAGAGGUUCAACCAGCUCAUGGAAAACCUUAUUCCAGUGGUGGAGAAGCGUAAACCACAACGAAAGCUUCGAAGGGUGAAUUCAGCCCAGUGGUGAUCUGAUAAGCUGGCCUUGCGAGAGUGAAGUUGGUCCAGUAGUGAUUUCAAUAUGCAGUUUGUGAUCCGAUGGAUUGGAUUUAGUGGCCUGUAGAUAGGUAAUCAAACGGAGCAAGAAGAUGAUUUUAGGGAAAAUGGGGAAAUAGAUUCAGGUUUUUAGUCCAUACAUACCAUUGCUGGUUAUCCUCCAGAAGCAAUUGGAGCUUACCUUGUAUAGAGAAAGUAGCUGCAAGUCAAAUAAUGCAAGUAAAUGGAUAAAAAGGUUAAGGUCAUUUGAUUCAUUGCUUGUGGAAUAUCCAUGGUUAUGGUGGAAUAAGAGAGGUUAUUGUAUUACGCUGAUGGUCCUGCAAGUGCAAUGUAUCUCCUACUUCUUGAUAUUGAGUGAAAGGGGAAGGGGAGGCUGAUUUAUCUGUACUAGCCUCCUUUUUUUUUAAUUAUUAAUUUAAAUUUUGGGUUCUUUUUACUUUCUUCUUCUUUUUUUAUUUUUUUUAACCAGUACUGCAGGAGUUUAUAGAAUCUUUACCCUCAGAGCCUUGAUCUGAAUUCUGAAAUGAUAUUGCUGCUUAUUUAGUGAUCUGUAGAUUCUACUUGUAAUUCAUAAUUAAUAAUUAUAUUCUUUUGCAAUUUUCUCCA
Molecule: messenger RNA, 1769 nt
Organism: Prosopis cineraria
Lineage: Eukaryota; Viridiplantae; Streptophyta; Magnoliopsida; Fabales; Fabaceae
Product: bZIP transcription factor 12-like
Exons: 4
Coding region: 205-1137 (310 amino acids)
Biological process (GO): positive regulation of DNA-templated transcription
Cellular component (GO): nucleus
Molecular function (GO): DNA-binding transcription factor activity
Source: RefSeq, a predicted model, not a curated record